Carassius auratus (goldfish) is the source of this 2627-nucleotide messenger RNA. RefSeq lists its product as uncharacterized. Gene Ontology annotation, cellular component: nucleus. The record is from RefSeq and is a predicted model, not a curated record. Gene Ontology annotation, biological process: circadian rhythm; regulation of DNA-templated transcription. The transcript has a single exon. The annotation marks the transcript as partial. Lineage: Eukaryota; Metazoa; Chordata; Actinopteri; Cypriniformes; Cyprinidae. Gene Ontology annotation, molecular function: DNA-binding transcription factor activity; DNA binding.
UUUCACACAUACUUUAAGCACCAGACUCAAAACGUGAAGGACCAAAGCACCACACUGGCAGAACAGAGAGUGAUGUACUCUAAAGAAAUACCUGAUCCAGUCAGUCAGGAUGGAGCUAUAUCCUUCACAGAAGAAGCAGUGUCCAUAUUAACGUCCAGCAGCAUGCUAGCCCGCUCUUUUCUUAUCCAUCCCAGAGUUCUAAAACACCAAGAAAGCUCUGAGACUGACAGCCGUAUCACACAGCGUCGCAAACAUGAGUCUACACCUCCCGAGAAAAAAGACGAAGGUUAUUGGUACAAGCGCAAAAAGAACAACGAAGCUGCCAGGCGUUCGCGUGAGCAACGCCGCAUCAGUGACAAGGCGGUAGAAAACAAAGUUCUGGCUCUUCUUGAAGACAAUGCACGUCUGAAAGCUGAGCUACUGGCACUUAAGUUCAAAUUCGGUUUGAUCAAAGAUCCCACCAACUCACAGAUCUGCUCCUUCGGCUCACAUAACCAAACAUUUCCAGCAAUGCGCUACAGCUGCCCCAAUUCAAGCUCACACACUUCUUUUGGUCAUCCGUUGACCAAAAACUAUGGGUUCUUCAUGCCUGGAGGGUCAAGCAUUGGGAGCCCAGAGCUUUCAGAUGAUGCUGGAGGUGAACACAUACGACAAUCCUCUUACAGAGCUGGUGAACAGCCAAGCGGUAUCACAGCAGUGCAUACAAAUUCAUUAGGAUGGCAAGCGAACAAUAUGAAAGGUCUUCCUCAUAAACUGCGUUUCAAGACGGCAUGUGGAAUUGAAGAUGCUGAUGCUGAGGUCCUUCUUCCAGGGAAGAAUACUACAGAGGGUUUAUGGAGGCCACAAACACACACAAUGCCAUCAGCUUGGCCAACAGCACAUCAGAAUAACGCUUCAAUCCAGAGGCAUACAGAAAGUCACAGCACUAUUAGAUUCCAGAUUAGCGCUUUGACUGAAGAAGUGGCCCAACUCAGAAAACUGCUCUCCCAACAUCAGCUCUCCAAAGUGAACUGAAAUCAUCCGUCCCACCUGUCUUCUGGCCUAUCCAAAGAAAGAAACCCAUUUUAUGAUUAUAACAGACAAAUAUAAGAAGCCAGCUGGUUGUUCACUGGAACAGCUGGUAAUCUAAGUGUUUUUUAAUUUAUGUGAAUUUUUAAUAUGCCUGUCUGCUCCACUGGUAAUGUUCGCUACAUGCUGGAUGCGAUGAGAAAUAUUGUGAAAAGCUCUGCUGUCUUCUGUAUCUGCUGUUGUAGCAUAUGGUGCUUUGUUUAAGCUAUAAGCAACACCGGCAACAUUGAACCUUCACAUAUGGCAAUUCAGUCUAAACCUUUUCUGUGUACCUUUCUUAUUCAGUGCCUGUUAUUUUUUUCAUAAAAUUUCUGUUUGUGCUUUUGCAUGGAGAGAGAACUCUUUUGGUUUUGCCAGUUUUUUUUAAAUGCACCUGUGGUUCACAGUUAUCUUCACGUUAAUUUUACAAACAUGUGCUCUUGUUUCAUGAAUAAGUGUGGACUUUUUAUUUUUUUACCCAUGCUUUCUCACUACAGCCGAAGUACUAGUAUAUAUAAUUUUUUUUUUCAUUUGUCAUUUUAGAUAUUAAACUCUAGCAAUCAGAACGGCCUCAUGUACUCAGUAGUUGCCUGAACACAAGCAGCUCUUGCAGGGUAACAGUAUUUGGCUCCCACAGUGCUGAAGACUAAGUGGCUGAUUACAGCAACAGCUUCAAUGGCAGCGUCAGCACCUCUAUUUAAAGAUGUGAGAGUGGAUGCCAUCUUUUCACUAUAGUAAGGUGUGACUUCAUCAGUCUGCGAUCCUCCACAAAGCAAAACUAAAAGAAACAUUAGUUUUCAGCAGGGAGUUGUAGGAGUGAGUAGUGUAGAGCAGAAAGAAACAAUAUCUGAAUUUAUCUCCUCUAGAGAAUCCCACAGUUUCUGUCUGCCAGACGGUUUAUCGCAGCUAGGUGUUCAAUGCCAACAUCAGCACUUUUGUUCCUAUUUUAAGCUGCAGGAGACAAAGUAAUCGAUUCACGAAUGCAUUUAUGCUCAACGUUAAACAUGCAAGCAAUGCAAAAAGACUGCAAAGAAGCAGCAGUGGAUCGAAACAAAAGCUCUGGCCUGUAUUCUGUAUUUUAAAACCUUGACUUUUGGGUGGAUGAAAAGUGAAAAGUGUGAAACAGAAAUUAAUAAUACAAAUGACCGUUGUUUUUGCAAUCUAUAAAUAAUUAAUAUCAUUUAUAUAACUAUCAUAAACAACAUUUAAAGGAAUAGUUCACCUAAAAAUUUUAACUUGAUGAAGUUUUGUAUUUCAUCUUCAGGCCAUUCAAAAUGUAAAUGAGUUUGUUCCUUCAGCUGAACAGAUUCGGAGAAAUUUAACAUUACAUAACUUGCUCACUAAUGGAUCCUCUGCAGUGAAUGGGUGCCGUCAGAAUGAGAGCCACACACCUGAUAAAAACAUCACAAUAAUCCACACAACUCCAUUCUAUCAAAUAACAUCUUGUGAAGCAAAAGCUACGUUUUAAAAAAAAAUACAUUAAUUUGUUUUAAAUUUAAAAUUUAUCCAAAAUAUCAGUCCACAAUCUAUAAUAAUGCUUCCACCAGUGAAAAGGUCCAUCCCAUGUUAUCCUCUCACAU